GACCGCAGCGCUUCAGUGAGCGCUCGCCGCCGCCCAGCCUCUCCUCGCGCGCCUCCUAGCUCUUCGCAGAACAACUGGGAGCCAGGAGUGGUUCCGAGUCCGAGGGUGGAAAGGUCGAGUCUGGCUGGCUUUUCUCCUACCUUGCUUCUUUGCCCGCUCUCUUUUCCACUUGUAUGCGAAUGAGUGUGUGAGCCAUGGAGCCAAGAGCCUGGAGUCUGCAGUGUACUGCUUUCGCCCUCUUUUGCGCCUGGUGUGCACUCAACAGUGUAAAAGCGAAGAGGCAGUUUGUCAAUGAAUGGGCGGCGGAGAUCCCCGGGGGCCCGGAGGCAGCCUCGGCCAUCGCCGAGGAGCUGGGCUAUGACCUUUUGGGUCAGAUUGGAUCACUUGAAAAUCACUACUUAUUCAAACAUACAAACCAUCCCCAAAGGUCUCGAAGGAGUGCCCUUCAUAUCACUAAGAGAUUGUCUGAUGAUGAUCGUGUGAUAUGGGCUGAACAACAGUAUGAAAAAAAGAGAAGCAAACGUUCAGCUUUAGGAGACUCUGCACUAAAUCUCUUCAAUGAUCCUAUGUGGAAUCAGCAGUGGUACUUGCAAGAUACCAGGAUGACUGCAGCCCUGCCAAAGCUGGAUCUUCAUGUGAUACCUGUGUGGCAAAAAGGCAUCACAGGCAAAGGAGUUGUAAUCACUGUACUGGAUGAUGGCUUGGAGUGGAAUCACACAGACAUUUAUGCCAACUAUGAUCCAGAGGCCAGCUAUGACUUCAAUGAUAAUGAUCAUGAUCCAUUUCCCCGAUAUGAUCCCACAAAUGAGAACAAACAUGGGACCAGAUGUGCAGGAGAAAUUGCCAUGCAAGCAAAUAAUCACAAAUGUGGGGUCGGAGUUGCAUACAAUUCCAAAGUUGGAGGCAUAAGAAUGCUGGAUGGCAUUGUGACUGAUGCUAUUGAGGCCAGUUCAAUUGGAUUCAACCCUGGACAUGUGGAUAUUUAUAGUGCAAGCUGGGGCCCUAAUGAUGAUGGGAAAACUGUGGAGGGACCUGGUAGACUAGCCCAGAAAGCUUUUGAAUAUGGUGUCAAACAGGGGAGACAAGGAAAGGGCUCUAUCUUUGUCUGGGCUUCUGGGAAUGGAGGACGCCAGGGAGAUAACUGCGACUGUGAUGGCUACACAGACAGCAUCUACACCAUCUCCAUUAGCAGCGCCUCCCAGCAAGGCCUAUCUCCGUGGUAUGCUGAGAAGUGCUCCUCCACACUGGCCACCUCUUACAGCAGUGGGGAUUACACCGACCAGCGAAUCACAAGUGCUGACCUGCACAACGAUUGCACAGAGACCCACACGGGCACCUCGGCCUCUGCGCCCCUGGCUGCUGGCAUCUUCGCUCUGGCCUUGGAAGCAAACCCAAGUCUCACCUGGCGAGAUAUGCAGCACUUGGUCGUCUGGACCUCUGAGUAUGACCCUUUGGCCAAUAACCCUGGCUGGAAAAAGAAUGGAGCAGGCUUGAUGGUGAAUAGUCGAUUUGGAUUUGGCUUGCUAAAUGCCAAAGCUCUUGUAGAUUUAGCUGAUCCCAAGACCUGGAACACUGUGCCUGAGAAGAAAGAAUGUGUUGUAAAAGACAAUGACUUUGAGCCCAGAGCCCUGAAAGCCAAUGGAGAAGUCAUCAUUGACAUCCCAACCAGAGCUUGUGAAGGACAAGAAAAUGCCAUCAAGUCCCUGGAACAUGUGCAAUUUGAAGCAACAAUUGAAUAUUCCCGUAGAGGAGACCUUCAUGUCACACUCACUUCUGCUGCUGGAACCAGCACUGUCCUGUUGGCUGAAAGGGAGCGGGACACAUCCCCUAAUGGCUUUAAGAAUUGGGACUUCAUGUCUGUUCACACAUGGGGAGAGAAUCCAGUAGGCACCUGGACUUUGAGAAUUACAGACAUGUCUGGAAGAAUGCAAAAUGAAGGGAGAAUUGUGAACUGGAAGCUGAUUUUGCAUGGGACCUCUUCUCAGCCGGAGCAUAUGAAGCAACCUCGUGUAUACACAUCCUACAACACCGUUCAGAAUGACAGGAGAGGGGUGGAGAAGAUGGUGGAUGUAGCAGAGGAGCAGCCCCUACAAAAGGGCCCAAAUGAGAACCCGCUGGUGUCCAAAAGUCCCAGCAGCAGCAGUGUGGGGGGCAGAAAGGAUGAGCUGGCAGAGGCGGCCCCAUCUGAGGCCAUGCUACGACUCCUACAAAGUGCUUUUAGCAAAAACUCAUCUCCAAAGCAAUCACCAAAGAAGUCUCCAAGCACAAAGCUCAACAUCCCUUAUGAAAAUUUCUAUGAAGCCCUGGAAAAGCUGAACAAACCUUCCCAGCUUAAAGACUCUGAGGACAGUCUAUAUAGUGACUAUGUUGAUGUUUUCUAUAACACAAAACCUUAUAAGCACAGAGAUGACCGGCUGCUGCAGGCUCUAGUGGACAUUCUGAAUGAGGAAAAUUAAAAUACGUGUGUGGUCU
Messenger RNA from Castor canadensis (American beaver), 2472 nucleotides. It is a transcript of the gene Pcsk1, whose product is annotated as proprotein convertase subtilisin/kexin type 1. The record is from RefSeq and is a predicted model, not a curated record. Gene Ontology annotation, biological process: peptide hormone processing. Gene Ontology annotation, cellular component: neuron projection; membrane. Lineage: Eukaryota; Metazoa; Chordata; Mammalia; Rodentia; Castoridae. Gene Ontology annotation, molecular function: serine-type endopeptidase activity.